This is a messenger RNA of Lycium ferocissimum, 579 nucleotides long. RefSeq lists its product as uncharacterized. The transcript has a single exon. Bases 1 to 579 code for a protein of 192 amino acids. NCBI's taxonomy places the organism in Eukaryota, Viridiplantae, Streptophyta, Magnoliopsida, Solanales, Solanaceae. The record is from RefSeq and is a predicted model, not a curated record.
AUGCAAGAAAAGUCGAGAAUGCAGAGCAAGAGAUCAGUGGUUGCUCGUAGAGCUUGGAACGUUCUACGCUUAGCCUUGUUAUGGGCUAGAAAAGGUGGCAUUUUCAAGAACAGGCACCUUGUGGAUCUCCGUUUGCUUCCCAAAUAUAUUAAAAGCCUCCGUCAUACCAAUGAUCACUACAGGGCACUACAUUAUGGAGAGCGUGAGUUUUCCUUUGAUGACACCCCUAUUAUUCACGUUAAAAUGCAUCGCCCUGCUUGCUUGCGUUUCAAGAUGCCAAACAUUCCCUGCAUCAAACCUCAAGUCGAUUUUGACUUUGAUUUUGAUAACGAUAAUGAUUAUGACGAUGAAACGUACCAUCAUAACAAUGACGAUGUUCCAAGGAGAAGUUUCUUGAAGGGUGCAGAUGAUGAUUAUGAUGAAGAGGAGGAUGAGUAUGUAAGCUGCGAGGUGUCUGAGGAUGAGAUCAGUGCUGGUGGUGGCGAUGAAGCAAUUGAUAUGAAGGCUGAGCAGUUUAUUGCAAAGUUCUAUGAGCAAAUAAAGCUGCAAAAAAAAAUGUCAUUUUUACAACACCAUUAG